CGGCGGCGGCAGCGCGGCGGUGAUGGGGGAGCUGCGAGCGUCGGGCUCCGGGGCCGUGGUGCUCCCCGCGGGGAUGAUUAACCCGUCGGUGCCGAUCCGCAACAUCCGCAUGAAAUUCGCCGUCCUCAUCGGACUCAUCCAGGUCGGGGAGGUCAGCAACCGGGACAUCGUGGAGACCGUGCUCAAUCUGCUGGUUGGUGGAGAGUUUGAUCUAGAGAUGAACUUUAUAAUCCAGGAUGCGGAGAGCAUAACGUGCAUGUCGGAGCUUUUAGAACACUGUGAUGUAACAUGCCAAGCAGAAAUCUGGAGUAUGUUCACAGCCAUUCUGCGUAAAAGUGUCCGUAAUUUACAGACCAGCACGGAAGUUGGCUUAAUUGAACAGGUACUGCUGAAGAUGAGUACGGUGGACGACAUGAUUGCAGAUCUUCUAGUUGAUAUGUUGGGGGUUCUUGCCAGCUACAGCAUCACUGUAAAGGAGUUGAAGCUUUUGUUCAGCAUGCUUCGAGGCGAAAAUGGAAUCUGGCCAAGACAUGCAGUUAAGCUAUUGUCGGUCCUUAAUCAGAUGCCACAGAGACAUGGUCCUGAUACCUUUUUCAACUUCCCUGGCUGUAGUGCUGCAGCAAUUGCGUUACCUCCUAUUGCUAAGUGGCCUUACCAAAAUGGGUUUACUCUUAACACCUGGUUUCGUAUGGAUCCAUUAAACAAUAUUAAUGUAGAUAAGGAUAAGCCCUAUCUCUAUUGUUUUCGCACUAGCAAAGGAGUUGGGUACUCUGCUCAUUUCGUUGGCAACUGCUUAAUAGUUACAUCAUUGAAAUCAAAAGGAAAAGGUUUUCAGCAUUGUGUGAAGUAUGAUUUUCAGCCACGCAAGUGGUACAUGAUCAGCAUUGUGCACAUAUACAAUCGUUGGAGAAACAGUGAAAUUCGGUGUUACGUUAAUGGUCAACUGGUAUCCUAUGGUGAUAUGGCUUGGCAUGUUAACACGAAUGAUAGCUAUGAUAAAUGUUUUCUUGGGUCUUCAGAGACAGCUGAUGCAAAUAGAGUGUUUUGUGGUCAACUUGGAGCAGUAUAUGUGUUCACCGAAGCACUUAAUCCAGCACAGAUAUUUGCAAUACAUCAGUUAGGACCUGGCUAUAAGAGUACUUUCAAAUUUAAAUCGGAGAGUGACAUUCAUCUGGCUGAACACCACAAACAAGUUUUGUAUGAUGGGAAACUUGCAAGUAGUAUUGCCUUUACUUACAAUGCUAAGGCUACUGAUGCUCAACUAUGCCUUGAAUCCUCACCAAAGGAAAACCCUUCAAUUUUUGUACACUCUCCACAUGCUCUUAUGCUUCAGGAUGUGAAAGCUAUAGUAACCCACUCAAUUCACAGUGCAAUUCAUUCGAUUGGAGGGAUUCAGGUUCUUUUUCCUCUCUUUGCCCAGUUAGACAAUCGACAGUUAAAUGAUAGCCAAGUGGAAACAACAGUCUGUGCCACCCUUUUGGCUUUCCUGGUCGAACUUCUUAAGAGUUCAGUAGCCAUGCAAGAGCAAAUGCUGGGAGGGAAAGGCUUUUUAGUCAUUGGCUACCUCCUUGAAAAGUCAUCUAGAGUUCAUAUAACCAGGGCAGUUCUGGAACAAUUUUUGUCAUUUGCAAAAUAUCUUGAUGGAUUGUCACAUGGAGCACCAUUACUGAAACAAUUGUGUGAUCACAUCCUUUUUAAUCCUGCUAUUUGGAUACAUACACCAGCAAAGGUACAGCUUUCACUGUAUACCUACUUAUCUGCUGAAUUUAUUGGCACUGCUACUAUCUACACCACCAUACGCAGAGUAGGAACAGUACUACAGCUAAUGCACACACUGAAAUACUACUACUGGGUAGUUAAUCCUGCUGAUAGCAGUGGCAUUACUCCUAAAGGACUAGAAGGUCCUCGGCCAUCACAGAAAGAAAUCAUAUCACUACGAGCAUUUAUGCUUCUGUUUUUGAAACAGCUUAUAUUGAAGGAUAGAGGAGUCAAGGAAGAUGAACUGCAGAGUAUCUUAAAUUACUUAUUAACAAUGCAUGAGGAUGAAAAUAUUCAUGAUGUGCUGCAGUUGCUAGUGGCUCUAAUGUCAGAACAUCCAGCAUCUAUGAUACCUGCAUUUGAUCAAAGAAACGGAAUACGAGUCAUUUAUAAAUUACUGGCUUCCAAAAGUGAAAGUAUCUGGGUGCAGGCACUGAAGGUACUGGGAUAUUUUCUCAAACACUUGGGUCACAAACGAAAGGUUGAAAUCAUGCAUACUCAUAGUCUUUUCACUCUUCUCGGAGAGAGAUUGAUGCUGCAUACAAAUACUGUGACCGUUACAACAUAUAACACACUUUAUGAGAUUUUGACAGAACAAGUAUGCACUCAAGUUGUUCAUAAACCACAUCCUGAACCAGAUUCUACAGUGAAAAUUCAAAAUCCAAUGAUUCUUAAGGUGGUAGCAACAUUGUUAAAAAAUUCCACACCAAGUGCAGAACUGAUGGAAGUUCGACGUUUGUUUUUAUCUGAUAUGAUAAAACUUUUCAGUAAUAGUCGUGAAAACAGAAGAUGUUUACUUCAGUGUUCUGUGUGGCAAGACUGGAUGUUUUCCCUGGGAUAUAUUAACCCUAAGAACUCUGAAGAACAGAAAAUUACAGAGAUGGUGUACAACAUCUUUCGUAUUCUUUUGUAUCAUGCAAUAAAAUAUGAAUGGGGAGGCUGGAGGGUCUGGGUGGAUACUCUUUCUAUAGCACAUUCCAAGGUCACCUAUGAAGCUCACAAGGAGUAUCUAGCAAAAAUGUAUGAAGAAUAUCAAAGGCAAGAGGAAGAGAACAUAAAAAAGGGAAAAAAGGGGAAUGUGAGCACUAUCUCAGGCCUUUCAUCUCAGACAACAGGAGCAAAAGGUGGAAUGGAAAUUCGAGAGAUAGAGGACCUUUCACAAAGCCAAAGCCCAGAAAGUGAAACAGAUUACCCUGUCAGCACAGAUACCAGGGACUUGCUCAUGGCUACAAAGGUGUCAGAUGAUGUGCUUGGAAGUUCAGAUAGACCAGGAGGAGGUGUGCAUGUUGAGGUUCAUGACCUGUUAGUUGAUAUAAAAGCUGAAAAGGUAGAAGCCACAGAAGUAAAGCUUGAUGAUAUGGAUUUGUCACCAGAGACUCUGGUAACUGGAGAAAAUGGUGCCCUUGUGGAAGUUGAAUCCCUUUUAGAUAAUGUAUAUAGUGCUGCUGUUGAGAAACUCCAAAGUAACGUCCAUGGUAGUGUGGGUAUCAUUAAGAAAAGUGAAGAGAAGGAUAAUGGGCCUUUGAUAACACUGGCUGAUGAGAAAGAUGAACCUUCUACUAAUAGUACCUCAUUUCUUUUUGAUAAAAUACCCAACCAAGAAGAGAAGCUUCUCCCAGAACUUUCUAGUAACCACAUUACUAUUCCAAAUGUACAAGAGACUCAGAUGCAUCUUGGUGUAAGUGGUGAUCUUGGAUUGCUUGCUCACAUGACUGGUAGUGUAGAUAUAACAUGUAGUUCAAGUAUAAUAGAGGAUAAGGAGUUCAAGAUUCAUACAACUUCAGAUGGAAUGAGCAACCUUUCUGAAAGGGAGUUAGCAUCAUCAUCCAAAGGAUUAGAAUAUGCUGAGAUGACUGCUACAACCCUGGAGAUAGAGUCUUCGGGUAGCAAAAGUUUACCUAAUGUUGAUGCAGGAAGUAUAAUAUCAGAUACAGAGAGAUCUGAUGAUGGUAAAGAAGCAGGAAAGGAGAUAAGGAAGAUCCAGACAACUACUACAACCCAAGCUGUGCAAGGUCGAUCUGUUACCCAGCAAGACAGAGACUUGCGGGUUGACUUGGGAUUUCGAGGAAUGCCAAUGACAGAGGAACAACGACGCCAAUUUAGUCCAGGUCCACGCACAACUAUGUUUCGUAUUCCAGAGUUUAAAUGGUCUCCAAUGCACCAGAGGCUGCUGACAGAUUUGCUGUUUGCAUUAGAAACAGAUGUACAUGUUUGGAGAAGUCAUUCUACAAAAUCUGUAAUGGACUUUGUCAAUAGCAAUGAAAAUAUUAUAUUUGUACACAACACGAUCCACCUCAUUUCCCAGAUGGUAGACAAUAUUAUCAUUGCUUGUGGAGGGAUUUUACCAUUGUUGUCUGCAGCCACAUCUCCAACAGGUUCUAAGACUGAAUUGGAAAAUAUAGAAGUGACACAAGGAAUGUCAGCAGAGACAGCAGUGACUUUCCUGAGCCGUCUGAUGGCUAUGGUUGAUGUACUGGUAUUUGCUAGUUCUCUAAACUUCAGUGAGAUUGAAGCUGAAAAAAACAUGUCUUCUGGAGGCUUAAUGCGACAGUGCCUUAGGCUGGUUUGUUGUGUUGCUGUAAGAAACUGCUUAGAAUGUCGACAAAGACAGAGAGAGAGGGUGAACAAAUCUUCAUUAAUCAGCAGUAAAACUCAGGAGACUCUCCAGGGCAUGACUGCAACGGGAAUGACCAAGACACCAUUGGAAAAUGUUCCUGGGAACCUUUCCCCUAUAAAGGAUCCUGAUAGACUUCUUCAGGAUGUUGACAUUAAUCGUCUACGAGCAGUUGUUUUUCGUGAUGUGGAUGAUAGCAAACAGGCUCAAUUUUUGGCUUUGGCAGUAGUUUACUUUAUCUCUGUGCUGAUGGUCUCCAAGUACCGUGAUAUAUUGGAACCGCAACGAGAGACUGCAAGAUGUGGGAGCCAAGCAGGUAGAAAUAUCAGACAAGAAAUAAACUCACCAACAAGCACAGAGACUCCUGCUGUAUUUCCAGAGAAUAUCAAAGAAAAAGAAACGCCAACACCAGUUGAAGAUCUUCAGCUGGAAAGCUCCAUUCCUCAUACAGAUUCUGGUAUUGGAGAGGAGCAGAUGCCCAGCAUCUUAAAUGGGACAGACUUAGAGACAAGCACAGGCCCUGAUGCUAUGAGUGAAUUAUUGUCCACUCUGUCUUCGGAGGUAAAGAAAUCUCAGGAAAGCUUAACGGAAAGUCCCAGUGAAAUCUUGAAGCCUGCACCUUCAAUAUCCAGCAUCAGCCAAAGCAAAGGCAUGAAUGUCAAGGAGAUAUUAAAAAGCCUUGUGGCAGCCCCUAUUGAAAUUGCAGAAUGUGGUCCUGAUCCCAUCCCCUACCCAGAUCCUUCAUUGAAGAGGGAAGCUCAGGCAAUUCUUCCCAUGCAGUUUCACUCCUUUGACAGGAGUGUUGUUGUACCUGUAAAGAAACCACCUCCAGGUAGUCUAGCUGUUACCACAGUUGGAGCUGCUACUGCUGGAGGUGUACUGCCACCGGGUACUACACCAAACAUAUUUGCUGCUACAGGAGCUACACCAAAAAGUAUGAUUAAUACAACAGGUGCAGUGGAUUCAGGAUCUUCCUCCUCCUCUUCAUCCUCUAGCUUUGUGAAUGGUGCUACCAGUAAAAACCUUCCAGCUGUGCAAACUGUUGCUCCAAUGCCAGAGGACUCCGCUGAAAACAUGAGCAUUACAGCAAAGCUGGAAAGAGCUUUAGAAAAGGUGGCUCCACUCCUGCGUGAAAUUUUUGUAGACUUUGCCCCUUUUUUGUCCCGUACGCUGUUGGGUAGUCACGGACAAGAACUACUGAUUGAAGGCCUUGUUUGUAUGAAGUCAAGUACUUCUGUUGUUGAACUUGUUAUGCUGCUUUGUUCACAGGAAUGGCAGAAUUCUAUUCAGAAGAAUGCAGGACUUGCGUUUAUUGAGCUCAUCAAUGAAGGAAGAUUAUUGUGUCAUGCAAUGAAAGACCACAUAGUGCGUGUUGCAAAUGAGGCAGAGUUUAUUUUGAACCGCCAGAGAGCUGAAGAUGUACACAAGCAUGCCGAAUUUGAGUCACAAUGUGCUCAAUAUGCUGCUGAUAGAAGAGAGGAGGAAAAGAUGUGUGACCACCUUAUCAGUGCUGCUAAACAUAGAGAUCAUGUUACAGCCAAUCAGCUGAAACAAAAGAUACUCAAUAUCCUAACUAACAAGCAUGGUGCUUGGGGAGCAGUCUCUCACAGCCAACUGCAUGACUUCUGGCGCUUGGAUUAUUGGGAGGAUGAUCUACGUCGGCGAAGGCGUUUUGUUCGCAAUGCUUUUGGCUCUACUCAUUCUGAUGCCCUCCUCAAAGCUGCAGUGGAAUAUGGCACUGAAGAAGAUGUAGUAAAGUCAAAGAAAACUUUCAGAAGUCAGGCUGUGGUAAAUCAGAAUGCAGAAACCGAGCUCAUGUUGGAAGGUGAUGAUGAUGCUGUCAGUCUACUCCAAGAGAAAGAGAUUGACAACCUUGCAGGCCCGGUGGUUCUCAGCACGCCGGCACAGCUCAUCGCCCCUGUGGUAGUGGCCAAAGGUACUCUCUCCAUCACUACCACGGAAAUCUACUUUGAGGUGGAUGAGGAUGAUCCCGCCUUCAAGAAGAUUGACCCCAAAGUUCUUGCCUACACAGAAGGCCUUCAUGGAAAAUGGAUGUUCAGCGAGAUUCGAGCUGUUUUUUCAAGACGUUAUCUUCUCCAGAACACUGCUUUGGAAGUGUUUAUGGCAAACAGAACCUCAGUUAUGUUUAAUUUUCCGGACCAAGCAACAGUAAAAAAAGUUGUAUACAGCUUACCUCGGGUUGGAGUGGGGACCAGCUAUGGAUUGCCACAAGCAAGGAGAAUAUCUCUGGCCACUCCCAGACAGCUUUAUAAGUCCUCCAAUAUGACUCAGCGCUGGCAGCGACGGGAGAUUUCUAACUUUGAAUAUUUGAUGUUCCUCAAUACUAUAGCAGGACGAACGUACAACGAUCUAAACCAAUACCCUGUAUUUCCGUGGGUAUUAACGAACUACGAAUCAGAAGAGUUGGAUCUGACCUUACCAGGCAACUUCAGGGAUCUUUCAAAGCCCAUUGGUGCUUUGAACCCAAAGAGAGCAGUAUUCUAUGCUGAGCGCUAUGAAACUUGGGAAGAUGAUCAAACGUCACCUUAUCAUUAUAACACCCAUUAUUCAACAUCUACUUCUACCCUAUCCUGGCUUGUUCGUAUUGAGCCCUUCACAACAUUCUUUCUUAAUGCAAAUGAUGCAAAAUUUGACCAUCCAGAUCGAACCUUCUCUUCAGUGGCAAGAUCUUGGAGAAAUAGCCAAAGAGACACCUCAGAUGUGAAGGAGUUAAUUCCAGAGUUUUACUACCUACCAGAGAUGUUUGUCAACAGUAACGGAUAUAAUCUAGGAGUCAGAGAGGAUGAAGUUGUUGUAAAUGAUGUUGAGCUUCCCCCUUGGGCAAAGAAGCCUGAAGACUUUGUUCGGAUCAACAGGAUGGCACUGGAAAGUGAGUUUGUAUCAUGCCAACUUCAUCAGUGGAUUGACCUUAUAUUUGGCUACAAGCAACGAGGACCAGAAGCAGUGCGUGCACUCAAUGUUUUCCACUACCUAACGUAUGAAGGCUCUGUAAAUCUGGAUAGUAUCACUGAUCCUGUCCUCAGGGAGGCCAUGGAGGCACAGAUACAGAACUUUGGACAGACGCCAUCUCAGUUGCUUAUUGAGCCACAUCCUCCUCGGAGCUCUGCCAUGCACCUGUGUUUCCUUCCACAGAGUCCACUCAUGUUUAAAGAUCAGAUGCAGCAGGAUGUUAUAAUGGUGCUGAAAUUUCCAUCAAAUUCUCCUGUCACACAUGUGGCAGCCAACACGCUUCCCCACCUUACUAUUCCUGCAGUGGUAACUGUGACUUGCAGCAGACUUUUUGCAGUCAAUAGAUGGCACAACACAGUAGGCCUCAGGGGAGCCCCAGGAUAUUCUUUGGAUCAAGCCCAUCAUCUUCCCAUAGAAAUGGAUCCAUUAAUUGCCAAUAACUCUGGUGUGAACAAACGGCAGAUCACAGACCUUGUGGAUCAGAGCAUCCAGAUCAAUGCACAUUGUUUCGUGGUCACAGCAGAUAACCGCUACAUUCUUAUCUGUGGCUUCUGGGACAAGAGCUUUCGGGUUUAUUCUACAGAAACAGGAAAAUUAACUCAGAUUGUUUUUGGCCACUGGGAUGUUGUUACUUGCCUUGCCAGAUCAGAAUCCUAUAUUGGUGGUGACUGCUAUAUUGUCUCUGGAUCUCGUGAUGCUACAUUGCUUCUUUGGUAUUGGAGUGGCCGACACCACAUUAUAGGGGAUAAUCCAAAUAGCAGUGAUUAUCCUGCUCCUAGGGCUGUUCUAACGGGUCAUGACCAUGAAGUUGUCUGUGUAUCUGUCUGUGCAGAGCUGGGACUUGUUAUCAGCGGUGCUAAAGAAGGUCCUUGUCUGGUACACACAAUUACUGGAGAUUUGCUGAGAGCACUGGAAGGGACUGAAAACUGCUUGUACCCACGCUUAAUUUCAGUAUCUAGUGAAGGCCACUGCAUCAUCUACUAUGAGCGAGGACGAUUCAGCAAUUUCAGCAUUAAUGGCAAACUCUUAGCUCAAAUGGAGAUCAAUGACUCAACCAGGGCCAUCCUCCUGAGCAGUGACGGGCAGAAUCUGGUGACUGGGGGGGACAAUGGAGUUGUGGAAGUGUGGCAGGCUUGUGAUUUUAAACAGCUCUAUAUUUACCCUGGUUGUGAUGCUGGCAUUAGAGCAAUGGACCUGUCUCAUGAUCAGAGAACUCUGAUUACUGGCAUGGCUUCUGGUAGCAUUGUAGCUUUUAAUAUAGAUUUUAAUCGGUGGCAUUAUGAGCAUCAGAACAGAUACUGAAGCUGAAUGAAGAACUGAAAGCCAAGAUAAAGCUGAGAGCACAAGUGCUACAAUGAAAGGCAUAAUAUCUGGUGGAAAAACAUGUCUGCAUUGACCUCCGUUGUACAUUCCAUUACACCCAGCAAUAGCUGUACAUUGUAGUCAGCAACCAUUUUAUUUUGUGUGUUUUUUUCACAACUGAACACCAGCUGCUGAGAAGCAAGCUCGUAUCAUGUAAAUUAUAUGAAUUAGGAGAUGUUUUGGUAAUUAUUUCAUAUAUCUUUGUUUAUUGAGAAAAGAUAGUAGGAUGCGCCACAAGAGACUUUUGAAAACUCUGAGGAACCUUGUGUCCAGUUGUUACGAUGUUUAGUCUGUGAAACUAACAUGCAUCCCAUUUCCAGUCUCUUUUCAAGCUGAGAAAAAAUAUGUUUGAUACUUUGUACAUCAGAUGCACAUCUUAACUUUGAAGGGAUACUUUUGUAAAAGUAAAACCUUGUAUAAAGAACAAAAAUGUUUCUUAAUUUUAUUGUGGAGUUACAACUUGCAUGUACUUUAAACCUGAUGUCUUGAUGGAACAGGGGUAUUCACACAAUUAAACUGGAGAUCUGUCUAAGGGUACAGCUUGUGUUAAAGGAUUGAAUUUGGGUGCAAUAGGUAAUUUUGACAUUUUCACCAAAAUACGUUUUUCACUUUUUAAAUCUAAACUCAUUCUCUUCCAAGUGGAGUUCAUGAAGCAUUUGGAUAAGAAGCCAUCAUUUGCCAUACUUAUACAAUUAAAGUUAAAUUCUUUACUUUUAAACUUAUGGACAAGUCAGAAAGAGAGGGUAGUGGAAAGGUUCUGAUUUUCAUUAUAUCCUCAAGAGUCUUGUAAUGCCCUAUAGUGCUUAAUGACUCCCAACACAGCAAAAGUGCUAUACUUCUGGAUUCACCACAUUUGGCAUAUGGUCCACUGAGGUAACAGAGGAGCCUCAGUUACAUUUUUCUCUUAUUUUUCCUCUGCAUAGCUUGAUUUGUUUAACAACCUUAGCUUUAGUGCAAAGAUAAGUUAUUAUUUUAUAUUCUUUUAGCUUCUUCUGAAAAUCUCACAGGAAGUCACAUUCUCAGCCUAAGGCACUUCACAUUUUACAAUACUGUAAUGAUGACUAUCAGAAUAAUUUUUCACACAUUGUACUGAUCAAAUUAUACACCCAGGGGUAUAUACACUUUACUUCAUGUUUCUUCUUUGUAUAUUUGGUGACUGUAUUGUCAUAGAUGUACAUAUUGUGUCGGUAGGGCUAUGAGGCAUGUAACAGGAAUGUAAUUUUCUCAGAAUUUACACUCACUUGCAGUCAUUUAUUUAAAAUGAUAAUGGAUUCUUUGUAUUGGCACUUUGCACCAGAAACAUAUCAUUAUUUAUUGAUGUGAUUACUUAUUUGUUCUCCACCUUGUAUUAGUAAGUUUUAGCACUGAAUUCCUUCUUCAUUGUUGUUUGUAUUUAUAAGAUUCUGGAAUCAUGGGGAAUCAACGUAAUGAUUAAGUUAUUCAUCACCAGUCUGUAAGCAAUAUCUUGAGUUUGUAGCUUAGAAUUGGGAGAAUACUGAACAUCUGGAAGACAAGUUCAUUUCAUCUUGAGAUCAUGGUGAAAUAUUUUGGAUAUAUAAAUUCCUUAAGCUAUUGUAACCAUGUUUUAUUGCAAAGAUGUAAAAUAUGCCAGAUGUGUGUGAGUUGGAAAUCCAAAAAAGAAAAAUAAAAUAU
This is a messenger RNA of Pelodiscus sinensis (Chinese soft-shelled turtle), 10357 nucleotides long. The record is from RefSeq and is a predicted model, not a curated record. NCBI's taxonomy places the organism in Eukaryota, Metazoa, Chordata, Testudines, Trionychidae.